This is a messenger RNA of Ochlerotatus camptorhynchus, 859 nucleotides long. Its product is annotated as leucine-rich repeats and immunoglobulin-like domains protein 1. NCBI's taxonomy places the organism in Eukaryota, Metazoa, Arthropoda, Insecta, Diptera, Culicidae. Gene Ontology annotation, cellular component: extracellular matrix. The record is from RefSeq and is a predicted model, not a curated record. The transcript is spliced from 2 exons. Gene Ontology annotation, molecular function: protein binding. Bases 13 to 831 code for a protein of 272 amino acids.
UGCACUGAAACAAUGGACGAUCCUCAGUACGAAAGAUACGCCGAUUUGUGUUACCUUAACCUGACACAUUUUAAUCAGCUUUCGAAAGUGCUCGAAACCAUUUCCCCAAAUGUCCUGUUCAUCAAUUUGGGCUGGAACGAAUUAGUGAACAUCGAAAGCACGACCUUUUCAAUGUACUCAGAUUUGGAAAAACUUGUAAUGAGCAGUAACGCCCAUUUCGAAUUCCCUGCCGAUGGAUCGCCCAUGCUGUCAUCAUCCAGUUUAACUGAUUUUGUCUGCGCACAAUGUGCAAUCGUGAAAAUCUACAAUCGAUCACUGCGUGAAUUGCCACUGCUGGAGUAUCUGGAACUGUCAAAAAACUCGAUAUCGCAGAUUGAAAAACACGCUUUCCGAAAGAACAGAUGCUUAAUAUUUUUGGACCUCAGUGGAAAUAUGUUACGCUGGAUACCAUCCACUUUGCUGACUGGACUACCGGAAAUGAAGACCAUAGAUCUUAGCUCCAACCGUGAGCUUGCUCCUGUCAGGUAUAAGCCAUUUUUGAUAAGUAACGUUCUGGAGAAACUGAAGUGCAACGAUUGUGGAUUCACCACCAUCUACGAGAACACAUUUGCCAAGUUGACAAACCUAAAGGAAAUUUAUCUUCGGGGUAAUCAAUUUUUUAUGGUUCAAGAGCCAGUAUCCUUAUGGAGAGCUAUCAAUUUGCUGUUGCAAAUUUCGAAGUUCAGGCUGCGUUCAACAGUUGACACACAGUUGAGUGAAAAUGAUCUUGAAAUUAUCUCAGGAAGGAAAUCCAAUGAGAAACCAACCAUCGUUACGACGAACCAACCAUGAGGCAACCGCCACCAACAACAACAUACCA